AUGGCUCACGCUCGAUUCACAAAUAUUAAAACCAAUAGUGAUGUUUUUGCUUUGGAUAACGAUCGGUACCAGCCUUCAGCUAUUUUUGCAGGAUGUCGAGAUGGUCGGCUACUUCUUUUUGAUGUCCGUAGUAAUCCCAAAAAAUCUUCACCGAAUGGUGAUGGUCCAAUGAUAAAACAGUCAUCUCCAAUAUGUAAUCUAAAACAACGAAGAAGUCAAAACACAGGGGAAUCUACCUCUCCUGUAUUAAAAUAUUUUGGACAUGUUAAUAGUACAAAUCGCAGGACCGGAUUUGCUGUAAAUUCAUAUAACUCAAUUGUUGCUAUUGCUGGUCAGGAUAAUUUUGUACGAUUUUUUUCUAUCCAUACUGGAGACGUUAUACGCAUGCCAAUUGGUCCAUUUGAGGAUACAAUAGCAACAAUUCGAUUUUGUGAACGUGAUGAGCAACAAAAUUAUGAAUUUAUUCAGGAUGGAGAUAGUACAGAAUACUACAAUAAAGGUGAAGGUAUUUGGAUUUCGAUCGGUAAAGAGUUACAAUGGUGGAGUGUUCCAUAA
Molecule: messenger RNA, 555 nt
Organism: Racocetra fulgida
Lineage: Eukaryota; Fungi; Glomeromycota; Glomeromycetes; Diversisporales; Gigasporaceae
Source: the annotation of a GenBank genome assembly